This is a messenger RNA of Aureobasidium vineae, 1500 nucleotides long. The record is from the annotation of a GenBank genome assembly. NCBI's taxonomy places the organism in Eukaryota, Fungi, Ascomycota, Dothideomycetes, Dothideales, Saccotheciaceae.
AUGGUCGACGGAGACCCGCAGCAGCCUCCGACAUGGAAGUUCACCCAAUGCUUUGGUGACAAGGGAGACGUCGAGGACAUCACAGAAGGUAACUACUUGGCCACUGGUGACAAGGGUGGCCGCGUUGUUCUUUUCGAACGUAAUGAGACGGUACCAGCCAUCCCCGCUCCCGACGAAAGGCCUUCUCCCACUGACACAGGCAAGAAAAAAACAUGCGAGUACAAGUUCCACACCGAGUUCCAAUCACAUGAGCCCGAGUUUGACUACCUGAAAUCUCUCGAAAUCGAGGAAAAGAUCAACAAGAUCAAGUGGUGUAGGAGACAAAACGCCUCGCAUUACCUGCUGUCGACCAACGACAAGACCAUCAAGCUAUGGAAGGUCUUUGAGAAAUCCCUCAAGGUCGUGGCCGAGAACAACCUGUCGCAGGACCUUACGCCUGCCGGUGCAGGUGGUGCUGUCGGCGGCGGCCCCGUUAGAGCCCCUAACAAACACUUCCGCAGCACCGCCGACCUCAGCUUCCCUCGCAUGACACACCACGACACAGUCAUCGCCGCCGUACCUCGUCGUGUGUACGCCAACGCCCACGCUUACCACAUCAAUAGCAUUUCUGUGAACAGCGAUGGCGAGACAUACAUCAGCAGUGACGACUUGCGCAUCAACCUGUGGAACCUCAACAUCCAAGAUCAGAGCUUCAACAUCGUCGACAUCAAGCCUGCCAACAUGGAGGAGCUGACCGAGGUCAUUACCGCUGCAGAGUUCCACCCACUCAGCUGCAAUUGGUUCAUGUAUGCCAGCAGCAAGGGAACCAUCAAGUUGGCUGACAUGCGUGAGAGGGCUCUUUGUGACUCGCACGCCAAGCGUAAGUCUUUGUCGACAAGAAAUGAACAGAGAAAGGGACUGACAAGUGGCNNAGAAUUCGAGCAAGAAGAGGACCCGUCGUCCAGGUCGUUCUUCUCAGAAAUCAUCUCAUCCAUCUCGGAUGUUCGCUUCUCACAUGACGGUCGUUACAUCUUGUCUCGCGACUACCUGACGGUCAAGAUUUGGGAUGUGAACAUGGAGAGACAACCAGUCAAGACGAUUCCCAUCCACGAGCACCUCCGACCACGCCUUUGCGACACAUACGAGAACGAUAGCAUCUUCGACAAGUUUGAAGUCGUCUUCUCGGGCGAUGCCAAGAACGUCAUGACGGGAUCUUACAACAACAACUUCAUGAUCUAUCCAUCAGAAGCGGGCAAAGACACCGAAGUGGUACUGCAAGCCGAUAAGAGCGCGUUCAAGGCCAAGAAGGUUGGAAUCCCCACGCCGAUGAACGGAGCCAAGGACAAGAAGGGCAACAGCAGGGCCAACAGCCCGGCGGGCCAGGGAAGCAGAAUGCGCAAGGAGACGGAUGCCGAUGCAAUUGAUUUCAACAAGAAGAUACUGCACAUGAGCUGGCAUCCGUUCGAGGACAGCAUUGCCAUUGCUGCAACCAACAAUCUCUUUGUCUUUUCGGCACUCUAG